AUGGACAUGCUCUCUUUCUAUAUGAUAGAUGGUGUGUUUUCUCCUUCAACACUUCCAAAGAGUGUAAAUCAGAGUGAACCGAUCACUGAGAGAAUAAUUGUUUUAUUUGUCGUGAUCAACAGUCAGGAAGAAGUACAAGGGAAAUACGUUGUGUGCGUUUUAUUUUUCCUUUGGAAUUUAUUAGAUGUGGUCAGGUACACUUACAACAUGCUAGCAAGGAUGGGGAUAUACUACCUACCACUGACAUGGCUCAACUUCUCACUGUGCAUCCCACUCUAUCCCCUUUCAGUUCUGGCUAAAGCAUUUGCAAUUUGUGUAUCACUGCCUUACUUUGAAUCCUUUGGCACAUACUCCAUCAAGCUACCAUUUCCAUUCGCCUUCUCCAUCUACUUCCCCUAUGUUCUGAAAAUGUACCUGCUAGUGCUCUUCAUAGGUAUGUGCUUUAUCAUCCAGAACCUCUUCUCUGAAAGGAAGACACACCUAGGGACAGGCAGCAUCAAAAAGAAAAGAAGCUAA
Molecule: messenger RNA, 516 nt
Organism: Cariama cristata (Red-legged seriema)
Lineage: Eukaryota; Metazoa; Chordata; Aves; Cariamiformes; Cariamidae
Gene: HACD4
Product: protein tyrosine phosphatase-like A domain containing 2
Exons: 5
Coding region: 1-516 (171 amino acids)
Biological process (GO): fatty acid elongation; sphingolipid biosynthetic process; very long-chain fatty acid biosynthetic process
Cellular component (GO): endoplasmic reticulum membrane
Molecular function (GO): 3-hydroxyacyl-CoA dehydratase activity
Source: RefSeq, a predicted model, not a curated record